Molecule: messenger RNA, 4756 nt
Organism: Morone saxatilis (striped sea-bass)
Lineage: Eukaryota; Metazoa; Chordata; Actinopteri; Moronidae
Gene: camk2b2
Product: calcium/calmodulin-dependent protein kinase type II subunit beta
Biological process (GO): protein phosphorylation
Cellular component (GO): cytoplasm; neuron projection
Molecular function (GO): ATP binding; calcium/calmodulin-dependent protein kinase activity; calmodulin binding
Source: RefSeq, a predicted model, not a curated record
ACCGAGCCGGGACCCCUCCGUCCCCCUGUGGGUGUGUGUGUGUGUGUGUGUGUGUGUGUGCAGCUGAACCCGUCCGGAACUCUGAGGUGGGCGGAGACUGAGCCCAGAAGGUCCUCCCGUCCGCAGCGACGCACCGCGCAUUUCGGAGUCCCGCACCCGUCCGAGGAGGAAACAUCAUGGCAACGACUACUUGCACACGUUUUACGGAUGAAUACCAGCUGUACGAGGAGCUUGGCAAGGGGGCCUUUUCAGUGGUGCGCCGCUGUGUCAAACUCUGCACAGGCCAAGAGUACGCCGCCAAAAUCAUCAACACCAAAAAGCUCUCGGCCAGAGAUCAUCAGAAACUGGAGAGAGAAGCCAGGAUCUGCAGAUUGCUCAAGCACUCCAACAUCGUUCGUCUCCAUGACAGUAUCUCAGAGGAGGGCUUCCACUAUCUCCUCUUUGACCUCCAGAGAACCUGCUGCUGGCCAGCAAGUGUAAGAACGCAGCAGUGAAGCUGGCCGACUUCGGACUGGCUAUCGAGGUUCAAGGAGACCAGCAGGCUUGGUUCGGCUUUGCAGGGACUCCCGGCUACUUGUCCCCAGAGGUGCUGAGGAAGGAGGCGUACGGUAAACCCGUGGACAUCUGGGCAUGCGGUGUGAUCCUUUACAUCCUUCUGGUUGGGUACCCUCCGUUCUGGGACGAGGACCAGCACAAACUCUACCAGCAGAUCAAAGCCGGAGCAUAUGAUUUUCCCUCCCCAGAGUGGGACACGGUGACUCCGGAGGCUAAAAAUCUGAUCAACCAGAUGCUGACUAUCAACCCAGCCAAGAGAAUCACUGCCCAGGAGGCCCUGAAACACCCAUGGGUCUGCCAACGCUCGACAGUGGCCUCCAUGAUGCACAGGCAGGAGACGGUCGAGUGCCUGAAGAAGUUUAACGCCAGGAGGAAACUCAAGGGAGCCAUUUUGACCACCAUGCUCGUCUCCAGGAACUUCUCUGUGGGUCGGCAGACUACAGCCCCCGCCUCCGUCAGCAACGUGUCUGGAACCACCGCUGGCAUCGUGGAGCAAGCCAAGAGUCUCCUCAACAAGAAGGCAGACGUCAAGCCGCAGACAAACAGCACGAGAAACAGCAUAGUCACCAGUCCCAAAGGCAACGUCUCCUCUGCUGCACUGGAAUCAUCUGACAGCAGCAACACCACCAUUGAGGAUGAAGAUGUGAAAGCUCGCAAACAGGAGAUCAUAAAGAUCACAGAGCAGCUGAUUGAAGCUGUCAACAACGGAGACUUUGAGGCCUACGCGAAGAUCUGCGACCCUGGUCUGACCUCGUUUGAGCCGGAGGGGCUCGGUAAUCUGGUGGAGGGAAUGGACUUCCACAGAUUUUACUUUGACAAUCUCCUCGCCAAGAACAGCAAACCCAUCCACACCACCAUCCUCAACCCUCAUGUGCACAUCAUCGGGGACGACGCCGCCUGCAUCGCCUACAUCCGCCUGACGCAGUUCGUCGACGGGCAGGGCCGCCCCCGCUCCAGCCAAUCGGAAGAGACCAGAGUAUGGCACCGCAGGGAAAGCCGGUGGCAGAACGUCCACUUCCACUGCUCGGGCGCUCAUGCUGCCCCGCUGCAGUGAUGAGGAAUAUGAGACGGACGAGGAGGCAGAGAGGAGGGCGGAGAGGAGGAAUAACCUGAGAGAGCGUAUCAGUGCUGAGAGAGGCGGAGGUGGAUGGAGGCCGGCUUCAGGGAGUCUGAAGAGUCUGAUACGUUUUUGAGGAUCGUGGUCGUCGUCCUGCUCUCUCCACACCCACCUUGCUCUUCUCUCUCUCUCUCUCUCUCUCUACAACCUCAACCACAGACUGUAACGCCGACGCUACCAUCGCCAAAAUCUACGCUACAGCAGAGGGCACAUCAGCCAAAAAAAAAAAAAGGAAACUCUUACAGCCCGCGUCCUGUCUGUCCUCCGGCGGCGGCUGCUCUCCUGUCUCCCCUUUUACUCCUCUGACGUCCAGUUAUUGUUCCUUCCUUCUAGUAUUAUUAUGGCUGCAGUCUGUUGUUGUGCUCUUUCAACUGUACAGUAUAUUUAUUAGUCCUUUUAAAACCUUUCACCCUUGUUGUUUUUUUGUUUUUUUAAUGACGAGCAUGACUCCGUCCCCGUGUUCUGAUUCCCUGUGGCUGUUUAUUUCUGCACGACUAACGGCUGCCUGUGUGAAACGAACAGUUCCAGUCUCACAGAGAGAGCGACACCGACCGGUGGGUGUGUUUAAUGAUCCCUUCUGUUUGGUUUGCUCAGUGGAACUUUAUUAUUUUCUUUCUCUGGAGUGUAGUUGUCCCCCGACCCCUGACCCCUGACCCCGGCCCUGUCCUCUCUGAGCCGCUCUGUGAGACCAUGCAGCAUGCUAAACUAUUACUGUGGUUCUUAAUUGAUUCUCUGUGUACUGAACAUUGCAAGUUAACUACUGAAAUUAUGACAAUGGUUGAGAUUCUAGUAUCGCGCCGUUUAUGUAAAUCUCCAGUUUUCAUCGUGGUGACUUAACGACAAUUUAUGCUGUAGAUGGUAUUUAAUUGCAUGAUAUUCCGAGUUAAUAACAUUGGUAAGUUGGGUGUUAUCGUGCAUUUUGUUGAUUUCUCUCUUUUUGGACUGAGCUGUUGGUGAGCUAUAAUCUAUUGCCUCUGUUUUCUGGGCUUUGUAAGUGCAUAAACUAUUUUUGUGUUAAUAUGAAGUGUAUGAAGUAUGAAGUGUAAUAUGUGAGGAUACUGGCGAGGAUCGUGACAGAAAAUGCCUUUUUAAAGAAACUGCUGUAUGCAGAUCAGUUUUAAAAUGGCUCUGUACUGAAUCAAAGACAAAACCCAAGAAGCUAUUUUAUCUUCUAUUUGUAGUCGACCAGACUGAAGAAAAUGUCACAUUAGGGUCUUAAUUUAGUUUAGUUUUAUUUUGAAAAUGCAGCAUUUUACUUCAAAUAUUUCAAGAAAAAGACACAAAUAUGCGAUUUAAACAGCUGAACAAGGCCCCGGUUAUAUAGUCUGUAACCUUUAUGCCCCAACCAUCAGUGGAAAACCAGCCUUGUUUUCAGCUUUGUGACAAUGCACCAAUUUCACCUCAAGAGGGGGCCAACAUCCAACAACAGAGACCGAACGUGUGACUCAAACGCAGAGUUCAUGAUACAAAUCUGAGCAGUUGGACCCCCGAGAGGAAGAUUUUCAGUUACUUCUCCUCAAACUGCUUUUACAGUAUUUAUCACGGUUGCUUUGGCUCAACAGAAAAUUAAAAGUUAUUGCACAAAAUGCUUUAACUCAAUAUGAUGUCCUCAAAAACUCACAAAACUGAUAUAUUAGAGCUUUAAAAGAUCAUUUUCACGUCACUUUUUAAACAAAAAUACCAAACAUUGAUCUAUUUUCUAUGAUUGUAAACUGGAUAUCUUUGGAUUGUUUUAAUUUUAGUUGUACAAAACAAUUAUUUUCUAUAAAAGCUCAACAAUCAGUGGAUUAAUCAAAGAAACCAUCAGCAGAUUGAUAAUGAUGAUUAAAAUAAUCAUUAGCUAAUACAUAAUGUAUCAAAGUUUAUCAGAGCAUUAUGUUCAGUUUUAAUCAAUGUUGGAUUUUAAAAUAUAAUUAUCAAAUGAAACUGUCUUAUAAAGUCUUUAUAUUAUAAAACAGCGACAUCAUUUCAUCAUAACAACCAGAAAUGAAAGCAACGUACUUAGAAGUGAAUAUUUAAAACGAUCUUUUGGUGUUUUUUAUUUAUCAAAUACUGUAAAUACAGAUAAUAUAGUCUAGAGUCAUUACAUCCUACAUUUAUACCUAGGUAUCGAGUUUCUGUUUGACCACAAAGUUUGUUUUUAUUCAAGACGCCGAACAUUAGAUAUGUAAUUUAUAAUCUAUUUUGUAAAGUUAACUAUAGAAAAUGCUGAAAAACAUGUCACCAUCUGUCUAACUUAAACAUUCCUAUUCGUUCCUUUAGCUCGUAACAUCUGUUUGCUUUGUCCUGUGGUUGAUUCAGUAGCAAACGAUUGAGGUUAAAGGUUCCUUAAGCGAAGGAUUUAAAUGUAUUUUUACUUCUAAUGAAACUUUUCUUGAUAGUCGCAGUAGCAGUCUUUGUACAUUUCCUGUUCUUUGUGGCACUUUUCAUCCUUCCUGCUUUCUCUUCACAACCACACCUGGUCACCCUCCCUUACCUAUAUCACAAUAUAUUGAUUAUAUAUUAUCUUAUAUAUAUUAAAUCUUAACCCACUGUAUUGUGUCAUAUCACCAGUUUCUUACCAAUACUUUAUGUUGCAUUGCUCCUCUUCUGGUAAUGAUGUUAAAAUAAGGAGACAUGGAGUCAAACUGAGCCAAAGCAAUUGUACAAACACUGCAGAUUUAACUCUUAUUGAUUAGGGAGCCUGUGUUUGAGUCACAUUAACAAACAUAAGUGGGUGAAUUAUUAUAAGACAGACUCUGUGGUGCUUCUCUUUAUUUAUUUGACUGUUUGUAGCACUGAAGCUCUCAGACAGGGCACAGUUCAACCCUUAGUAUCAGUGCUUUGAUAGGAUUACUGCUCACUUUAGAUUAAUAAUCAAUCCAUAUUCCAUUAAUCAGCAUUCGCUCACGUUCCUGAACGGCCUCAGAAGAUCCUCGAGGUUUAUUCUCCUCGGUUCAUAUCAGGAGGCUACCGUAUGUAAAGCUUUUCUUUUUUAAAUUUAUUAUACUGAUGAUGAUGAUGAUUUCUCUGGUGUGCGUUCCGAGUCUUAUCAAUAUUAAAAUGUGAUCAGAUGUAAUCAGUGUGUGAACCAAUAAAACAACA